UUUUGAGCUGUGCUCAAAUGCCUGGGCAAAUCUGAAUCCGAGGACAAGGCCAGGGCCUGACAUAGCCGGAGAAGUCUUGUCCAGUUAAACAUGAGAGCAAAACACACCUGGAGCCACACAGAGCUUAUCAAUACCUGGACUUUAACCCAAAGUCACAAAAACGGUUUGGAUUUCAAAACCGGGUCACUCCCCUGGAAGUUUUAAAAUGAAACCCUUGAGAUAAGGGAUAAGCUCUCCAUCCAAAAGGGAGAGCAAAAUUGAGAUCCCAGUGCCCACACAAGGGUGCUUAGGGGCCCCCAAAUGGAGCUCCUGGCUAUGCCCCAGAGAGUGCAAGAAGAGGAGAGGUGGAGAGCUACAAGAACCUAGAAACCCAGGAAAGGCCAGGCUGACUGAGGAGCAGAGAGGAGAGAACAGCUGGCAUUUGCUUUGGAGUUGGAGGAGGCAGCUCAAGAAAGGUGUGAAUGAGGCAGGAUGAACUGGACAGGUUUGUACACCUUGCUCAGUGGCGUGAACCGGCAUUCGACUGCCAUUGGUCGGGUAUGGCUCUCGGUCAUCUUCAUCUUCAGGAUCAUGGUGCUGGUGGUGGCUGCAGAGAGUGUGUGGGGUGAUGAGAAGUCCUCCUUCAUCUGCAACACCCUUCAGCCCGGCUGCAACAGCGUCUGCUACGACCACUUUUUCCCCAUCUCCCACGUGCGGCUGUGGUCUCUGCAGCUGAUCCUGGUCUCCACCCCGGCUCUUCUCGUAGCCAUGCACGUGGCUCACCAGCAGCACAUAGAAAAGAAAAUGCUGCGACUCGAGGGUCACGGGGACCCCCUCCACCUGGAGGAGGUGAAGAGGCACAAGGUCCACAUCUCAGGGACACUGUGGUGGACCUAUGUCAUCAGCGUGGUCUUCCGGCUGCUGUUCGAGGCCGCCUUCAUGUAUGUCUUUUAUCUGCUCUACCCGGGCUACGCCAUGGUGCGGCUUGUCAAGUGUGAGGCCUACCCCUGCCCCAACACUGUGGACUGCUUCGUGUCCCGCCCCACUGAGAAAACCGUCUUCACUGUCUUUAUGCUGGCCGCCUCUGGCAUCUGCAUCAUCCUCAACGUGGCCGAGGUGGUGUACCUCAUCAUCCGGGCCUGCGCCCGCCGAGCCCAGCGCCGCUCCAAUCCACCCUCCCGCAAGGGCUCAGGCUUUGGCCACCGCCUGUCACCUGAGUACAAGCAGAAUGAGAUCAAUAAGCUGCUGAGUGAGCAGGACGGCUCCCUGAAAGACAUACUGCGCCGCAGCCCGGGCACCGGGGCUGGGCUGGCUGAGAAGAGCGACCGCUGCUCGGCCUGCUGAUGCCACGCACCAGGCAACCGCCCAUCCCGCCCCCCCAACCCUGCCCUGGGCCUACCCCUCCUUCUCCCCUGCUGGCGUGCAGGCGUCUGCCUGCUAGGGACUGCUCCAUCAACAUCUUCCUGCCCUGCCAUCUCCCUUCCUCCCAGGGCCUUCCGUCUGAGGGGCCGAACAGGCUGGGAGCUGGAGGCCACCCACGGCCAGUGCUCAAGGUUGUGGGGGUGUGGGCAGCUCUUCUUGUCCGUCCCCCUUUUCCCUUCCCUCUCCCUCUCCCUGGGGCCGCUGGGGACAAGAGAUAGGAUGCUCUGACAGCAUCUCCAAUUGUGAAACUAAUCUUAACCCCGUGUUGUCAGAUACCCUAUUUCUGGAGUCACAUCAGUGGGGAGGGACGUGGGCAAAGUGGAAUGGAAGGAGGGUGCUGUGGACAUGUGGGUGGAGAAGGGAGGGUAGUGCCCGCGAGGGAAGGAGGAACAGCACUUGCCGGCCACAAGGAAAAGCAGGACACAUCUGGGGUGGAGGAAUUAGGGGAGGGAGACGCAGGCAGAUAAGUUGGAGUGGGGGUUGGUCAGGGCCACCUUUGCCUCUGGUUCUCAAGGCCUCUCUCUGCCUGAAAUGUUACACAUUAAACAGGAUUUUACAGUAAAUGAA
Leopardus geoffroyi (Geoffroy's cat) is the source of this 1968-nucleotide messenger RNA. RefSeq names its product gap junction protein beta 1 (gene GJB1). The transcript is spliced from 2 exons. Bases 472 to 1323 code for a protein of 283 amino acids. Gene Ontology annotation, cellular component: connexin complex. The record is from RefSeq and is a predicted model, not a curated record. NCBI's taxonomy places the organism in Eukaryota, Metazoa, Chordata, Mammalia, Carnivora, Felidae. Gene Ontology annotation, biological process: cell communication.